GUCGUUGCAGCCGCCAGUCCAUACCAUUGCUUGAAUCUAAUUUUCUUGGCAGCCAUGGGACUCUACAAGAAUGCUUGUGUUCUUUCGAGCUUUGCGACACUGCUUCUGAUUCUUCAUUUCUUUGCAACACAAUCCCUGGCUCGGCCUUUGGGAGAGACGUCAGAAAAGGCAACCAACGUUGUCGCAGAGACGCAGGGAUUCGGUAAAUGGGACUGGGGCGAAGGUAGAGGUGGACGGGGUGGGGACAGAUUUGGUCGGGGCAGAGGAGGCGGAUGGAGGGACCGGGGAGGGGGCGGUGGCGGUGGAGGAGGUGGUGGGGGGGAUGAAGGAGGCGGUGGAGGAGGUGGUGGAGGGGAUGAAGGAGGCGGUGGAGGAGGUGGUGGAGGGGAUGAAGGAGGCGGUGGAGGAGGUGGUGGAGGGGAUGAAGGAGGCGGUGGAGGUGGUGGAGGAGGCGGAGGCGGUGGUGGAGGCGGUGGUGGGGGUGGGAAGUAA
This is a messenger RNA of Physcomitrium patens, 492 nucleotides long. RefSeq lists its product as uncharacterized. The record is from RefSeq and is a predicted model, not a curated record. NCBI's taxonomy places the organism in Eukaryota, Viridiplantae, Streptophyta, Bryopsida, Funariales, Funariaceae.